Closterium sp. NIES-65 is the source of this 2907-nucleotide messenger RNA. The record is from the annotation of a GenBank genome assembly. Lineage: Eukaryota; Viridiplantae; Streptophyta; Zygnematophyceae; Desmidiales; Closteriaceae.
AUGUUCGCAGCCAUGCUGCGGCUGCCUGAGGGCACGGAGGUGAUCCAAGAAUCAGUGUGCUUACCUCUUUUCCUCCUUCCACCCCCUCCCCCCUCCCCUUCCCCCUCUCCCCCCUUCCGGCCGCAGAUGAAGGAGACGCUCAUGUUCGCGGCCAUGCUGCGGCUGCCCGAGGACACGGAGGAGAUUGCAGAGACACUCGCCCCUCCUCUCGCUCAUCCUCUCCCCCUCAUCCACCCCCCCGCCUCCACCCCCCGGCAGGUAAAGGAGACGCUCAUGUUCGCGGCCAUGCUGCGGCUGCCUGAGGGCACGGAGGAGAUCGACCAGAUCGUGCGAGUGGAGCAUGUGCUUGACUCGCUGGAGCUCACUCACUGUGCGGACAAGGUGAUAGGGCGCACGGGGCGCAAUGCAGUGCUGUACAACGAGCUCAGGCGCCUGGCCAUUGGGGUGCAAAUGAUCGUUAACCCACCGCUGCUGCUGCUCGAUGAACCAACUUCGGGCCUCGAUGGUGCCAUGGCUCUCCGCAUAACCAGAGCUCUGCACUCAUAUGCGCUAGCAGGCAGAUCAGUGGUAGCAACAAUGAAGCAGCCGUCCUCCAAGAUGUUCUCUCUCUUCACGCACCUCCUCCUCAUCACCGACGGAAACCCCAUCUUCUUCGGCGCGGCUGAUGCCGCUCUCCCCUACUUCGACUCCAUCGGCUACACCAUGGCCCCGGACACCAGCGCUGCCGAGUUCUUCCUCGACCUGACGGCCCCCGAAGCAGCGGACGCAUCGAUUCAUUUCGGCACGUCCACCAACCUCAUCCGCCUGUGGGCCACCGGUGACGCCGCCAGGGAGAUAGAGCGAGCCGCCAUGCCCUCUGCUGCUGCUGCCUCUGCUAAGAGACGCAAGGGGAAAGACGCUGGGAAUGGGGAUGUUGAGGAAGGGGAGGGAGCAGGAGGGGGAGCGGGGACAGGAGGGGGAGAGGAAGGGGGUGUGGGAACUCGCUUCCGUGUGCUGGCACGGCGGCAUGUGCUGUCGUAUCGGGUGGUGAAUCAGGACUGGAUCUUCGUGGGUGUGGUGGCGGCAAGCCUGGUUGUGUGCUCCUUACUGCCAGGCUGCCUGUGGUACAAGCGCGACCCCACCACAGCCCAGGGAGUUCGCGACCUGGCAGGGCUGAUUUUCUUCUCACAGUUCUUCUGGGGCCUCGUGCCCAUGCUCACCUCCGUCAUCACCUUUUUAGAAGACCGCAAGUCAGUCCAAAAAGAGCAAGAGGACGGCGUGUAUCAUAUCUCCGCGUACUACGCCGCCCGGACGCUCCUCAGCCUGCCGUACGAGAUCCUGCCACCUGUCUUCUACAGCCUCAUCGUCUACUGGAUGACCGGGCUGGACCCGUCGGGCGGCCGGUUCGUCUUAUUCACUCUCGUCCUUAUCCUAGAUACGAUGGUGGCUUCGUCCAUUGGGAUGGCGGUCGGCACGGCAUCGUCUACAGUGAAACAGGGGAUCUCAAUAGCGGCGAUCCUGCAGCUGCUGUCGGUGAUGGUCGUGCAUUUCUUGUCUCUCAGUCCCCCCGACUGGGUGGGGUGGACGCAGUACCUCUCCUUCUCCACCUACGUCAACAAGUUCGUGCUGCACUCUGGACUGCUUUAUUGGCUGCGUUCUUUGCUUCAUCUUUCCUCUUGCACGCUCACUCAUUUGCCCUCAAUCGUCCCCCCCUCCCCACCACCCCUUUCCGCUGCCUGGCCCAUUCAUGCCGCAAUUUCCCACUCGCCAGUUAAUGAGCACCCGAACCAGCCCUCCGCCAAGCGCUACCGCGGCGUGCGACAGCGCUCCUGGGGCAAGUGGGUGUGCGAGAUUCGCGAGCCGCGCACGCGCGCGCGCGUGUGGCUGGGAUCGUACAGUUCUGCGGAGGAGGCCGCGCGCGUCUACGACACCGCUGCACUCAUGCUGCACGGAGCGCACGGCGCGGAGCGCCGGCUGAACUUCCCCCACGCGGCGGCGACCUCCAUCGAGGGCGGAAUCCGCAUGCGCCCCGUCGUGGUCUCCCGCGCAACGGCGGAGUCCCUCCUCCGCGCGGCGCGCAACCUCGCCGCGUCCGCGACCGGCGCGGAGUCUGCGGCCGCGGAAGCGGACACGAAGUCAUUCAACAGCGAAUGGGUACAGUUGGAAAUCGCGGGCGGUAACGUCCUCUUUGCGGAGUGCCCCGCGCCCGGGCUCCUCCCAUUCACCCCCAUCGCUCCAGCUCCCGCCGUUGCGCCGUCGGUCCCCGCUGCCGCCCCCGCGCCUGCUGCCAAUCCCUCAUCUUCUCCUGUCCCCACUCUCUCGUCUUGCGACAACCUGCCCGUCGCAUCGUUCACAAGUGCCGCCGACGUCGCAGACGUUGCGUGCUUCAGCAGUUACAACGACAGCAGCUCUAUUCUGGAGCUUCCAGAGCUCCACUGGCCGGAAAUCGAGAAGUCCGAGUCGACACUCUUCGAGGACGCCUGGAAUCUGUCCGAUGAGGAGCUUUUCGGCUCCGUUUCCGCUUCCGCCUCCGCCUCCGCUUCCGCUUCCCCCUCCCGCGACUCAGCCUUCGCCUGGGAGUCCGAGUCCGCCGCCCCGCUCGAGAGCCCCGUUCCGUUUUUCCCGGUCGAGGACGAGGGAAUUCAGUUCGUGCCGUCUCCGCCGACGCUUCCGCUGGUGUUCCCUGCACCUGUCAACGCGCCCUUGUCGCCGUCUUCCUCUUACGACAGCGUGUCGCGCUCCGCUUCCGUCGGCACGGCCUCCGCCGCCUCCGCGGGCUCCGCGGGGAACGCGCAGCAGCAGCAGCGCGCGGACGUGCUGGUGUCGCUGGUGCGCGAGUUGACGAGCAUCACGGCGGUGCUGCAGCACCUGCAGAAGGAGCAUCAGCUGCGGCUGAUGCAGCAGCAGCAGGCGCAGGUGCAGCAGUAG